Messenger RNA from Aspergillus nidulans FGSC A4, 2757 nucleotides. RefSeq names its product dolichyl-phosphate-mannose-protein mannosyltransferase pmtB (gene pmt1). Gene Ontology annotation, cellular component: dolichyl-phosphate-mannose-protein mannosyltransferase complex; endoplasmic reticulum; endoplasmic reticulum membrane. Lineage: Eukaryota; Fungi; Ascomycota; Eurotiomycetes; Eurotiales; Aspergillaceae. The record is from RefSeq and is a predicted model, not a curated record. Gene Ontology annotation, molecular function: mannosyltransferase activity; dolichyl-phosphate-mannose-protein mannosyltransferase activity. The transcript is spliced from 6 exons. Bases 1 to 2757 code for a protein of 918 amino acids. Gene Ontology annotation, biological process: protein O-linked glycosylation.
AUGGCGAAGGACACCCUGGACGUCCGCCCGCCGCGGACCUCUUCUCGCUCCCCCAGUCGCUCUCCCCGGCCAAAGAACCGGAAGAAAGCUACGGCAGUGGCUUCGAGCUACCAAUCAGAUGGCGUUACAGAUAACAAUAUAUUCGAUCUCCCAAUGUCCGACUACAAGGUUAUGGUUCUGGUGACUAUAGUAGCCGCCGUGGUGCGGCUGUUUAGGAUCUACCAGCCGACUAGCGUUGUCUUUGAUGAAGUGCAUUUCGGUGGUUUCGCAACGAAGUACAUUAAGGGUCGUUUCUUCAUGGACGUUCACCCCCCUCUCGCCAAACUCCUUAUUACCCUCGCUGGAUGGCUUGCUGGAUUCAAGGGCGACUUCGACUUUAAGGAGAUUGGAAAGGACUAUCUUGAGCCUGGAGUGCCGUAUGUGGCAAUGCGCAUGCUUCCCGCAAUCUUAGGAGUCCUCACGGUGCCCAUUAUGUUCUUGACUCUGAAGGCUACCGGAUGUCGUACUAACACUGCUGUGCUGGGAGCCGGUGCCAUCCUCUUUGAAAACGGAUUGGUUACGCAAUCUCGGUUCAUCCUCUUGGAUUCUCCCCUGGUGUUUUUCACAGCCCUCACUGCACUGUCUUUCACUUGCUUUACCAAUCAGCAGGAAUUGGGGCCAUCACACGCCUUCCGCGGGCCCUGGUGGUUUUGGCUGGUUGCCACUGGAUUCAGUUUGGGUGCCACUUUGAGUGUCAAGUGGGUUGGUCUGUUUACAGUCGCCUGGGUGGGUUCUUUGACUAUUCUUCAAUUGUGGGUGGUGCUUGGUGAUACAAAUAAUGUUACUCCCCGUCUCUGGUUUAAGCAUUUCUUCGCCCGAGUGUUCUGCUUGAUUGUGAUCCCCCUAGCGUUCUAUUGCUCUAUGUUUGCAAUUCACUUCCGGUGCUUGGUCAAUCCGGGAGAGGGCGACGGUUUCAUGUCCUCCGAGUUUCAGGCUACUCUCAAUUCAAAAGGCAUGGCAGCCGUUCCCGCAGACGUUGUCUUCGGUUCUCGUCUUAGUAUUCGCCACCAUAACACGCAAGGCGGAUAUUUGCACUCUCACAGUCAUAUGUACCCCACCGGAAGCAAGCAGCAGCAGAUCACCCUUUACCCUCAUAAAGAUGACAAUAACCUUUUCAUCGCCGAGAACCAGACUCAGCCUCUCGACGCCAAUGGAGCAGAAAUCCCCGGUCCUUUUGCUUGGGAUAAUCUCACGACAAACUAUAUCGAAGAUGGUGCAGUCAUCAGGCUACACCAUUUGAUGACCCACCGCAGGGUUCAUUCACAUAACGAGCGUCCUCCAGUGACUGAUGUCGAUUGGCAAUUCGAAGUCUCGGCAUAUGGAUACGAAGGUUUUCCUGGCGAUGCAAACGAUUACUGGCGUGUCGAGAUUGUCAAAUCCUUAUCGGAUGGCGAAGAGGCGAAGAAGCGAUUACGGACUAUUCAAUCGAAAUUUCGACUUGUUCACGUCAUGACUGGCUGUGUUUUGUUCUCACAUAAAGUCAAACUACCCGAUUGGGGUUUCGAUCAACAGGAAGUUACAUGUGCAAAGGGUGCCUCUUUGCCCAACAGCAUCUGGUAUAUCGAGAGCAACAAGCAUCCAAUGCUCCCUCCAGAUGCAGAGAAGGUCACUUACCGAAAUCCUGGCUUCUUCGGCAAAUUUUUCGAGCUUCAGAAGGUUAUGUGGACCACUAACGCUGGUUUGACUGACUCCCACGCCUGGGAUUCUCGUCCUCCGUCAUGGCCAACCCUCCUUCGUGGUAUCAAUUUCUGGGGCCGAGAUCACCGUCAGGUUUACCUCUUCGGAAACCCAUUCGUCUGGUACUCUUCCACUUUGGCAGUUUUGGUUUACGUGAUUUUCAAGGGGAUUUCCCUUCUACGCUGGCAGCGUAACUGUGGUGACUACCGUAAUCCCGCAUUCAAAAGAUUUGACUACGAAAUUGGUACCUCAGUACUUGGCUGGGGUUUCCACUACUUCCCAUUCUACCUUAUGGCCCGCCAGCUCUUCUUACACCACUAUUUCCCCGCUCUCUAUUUUGCUAUUCUUGCGCUGGCCCAAGAGUUUGACUUCAUCACGAACCGUAUCCGCAGCUUGGGACUCACCAUUUUUGCCUUCACCGUUUACUCUCCAUUGAUCUAUGGGAAUCCGUGGACUAGGGACGCCUGCAAGCAAGUUAAGCUUCUGAAAUCAUGGGACUUUGACUGCAACACUUUUUACACCGACUUGAAUCAAUACGUGACUCAUUUCAGCAGUGUGAACUCCGCUGUUCCAACAACGGCGGCAUCUAUUCCCCAGUCGCCUGCACCUGUCAAGGCCGAGCCGAAGCAGGAACAGAAGGAACAAAAGGAAGCCAAGGUGGAGAGUCAGGAACCAAGCAUCACAUCCAGCAGCAUUCCAAAAAUUCGAGGAACGCAAGCGCGAGUGGAAUAUCGUGAUCAGCAGGGUAACAUCCUUGAUGAGGCCGUAGUGGAUUCGUUACGAAAGGAGGGCAAGAUAUCGAUUGAGACGAGACAUGAGACUCGGACUCGCCUGGAGCAUGGUCAUCUGGUGGAUGUUGUCGAUGGCAAGGUUGCUCCGCCUCACCCGGAUGUUGAAGGCCAAAACCCCGAAACUCAGGACAAGCCGGAGGAGAUUGUGGAUGAUAGCCCAGCCUCCGCAGCUGAUGCAGGAAGCUCGGUGGGAGAACCAAAUUCUCCUGAGCCAAAGCCAGCUAGUGAAGGCAACGAGGCGACCCGUUAA